AUGCACUCCGGUAUUGAACCUAGACCACCCAUACACGGUCUUUUCAUCGCAAUCGGCCAGUUGGAGCGCUAUGGGCGGGAAACCCCGCGCCGCAGAGGGCGGGACAUUUCCGAGAAAUCUCUUUCAAGCCCUGAGAUCGACGCCGGCAAAGCCCUCCUGGUCGAAGUGCAAACCAGAUCUCUACCCACAUUGCAGCGGCAGCUCCACGGCUUAAUGCGAUCAUUAGCCACAGGGCCUUUAAAUGAAGAAGAGUCCGAAUCCGAUCGAAAAAUCACCAAUGCCCUCGAGUUCGCUCUACAACUCGGUGCCACCCUCAAUCUAAUCGACCGUUCUCUCGCUUCCCUCGCUUCCGCUCCCAUCUCGGAGGAACUCGGAUUUACCUGCAAGAUAGAUCAUGAGUACGGUGUUUUGAAGAGAUACAAGUGUAUCGAUCUUGUCCAGAAAUUUGAUCGUCUUCUAUGGCGCGAAUUCGCCAAUUUGUUUGGCCUUUAUUUCAGCUUGAUUGAGCUGUACCAUUCCAACAUACAUUUUCCGAUUCCUGCAUUUCUUUCCAAUUUGGACCUGGAGGUUCCCAGACUCCAAGGUAAAAUAAUCAAAAACACUGAUGAAACCUGCCGCAGUAUUGAUGCUAUAAUCCGAUCGUCCAAAGGAUCCGAUUUUGGCUUUCUCCAAGACUUAUGGCGGGUUGACGGCAACCGUCUUGGUGACUGUCACGACCAAUUGUCCGAGUCUACCCUACGUCUUGGAACUGACAGCAACGACCCCACUACAUCAUCACAGGGAAAUUUACUUCUAAACCUAGAUCGUAAGCAUCGUCUCCAGCGAGCUGAACCACUUGCCCUAAUAGGCGUGAGAUUCUUCGACAAAUUGGUGGGCACCUACUAUGCUAAAACAUCAUUCACGCUCAGUCCUAGCAUCGUGAGAAGCUUCACCCGGUCCGGACCAGCAAACGAAGACGACCUUCAUGCCGAAAUGGGAAAGAUAUUGGUUUGGAGCAAGGAACUGUCCCGUCAUUUUGAUUCCUCUAUGACGCUUUUCGCAUUUUUUCUUAUUCCUGACCCUUCUCGAAUCGAUCCUCCUUUCCCUGAAGAUCUUCUCAGAUCUUCGUUCUUUGAAUUGCGAUCUGAACUCCACCUGGCCCUAGAACAACUCUUGGCGGCUGAUAGAAAGUUAGAAACAUUGGUUGAUUAG
Puccinia graminis f. sp. tritici CRL 75-36-700-3 is the source of this 1191-nucleotide messenger RNA. RefSeq lists its product as uncharacterized. The transcript is spliced from 3 exons. Bases 1 to 1191 code for a protein of 396 amino acids. NCBI's taxonomy places the organism in Eukaryota, Fungi, Basidiomycota, Pucciniomycetes, Pucciniales, Pucciniaceae. The record is from RefSeq and is a predicted model, not a curated record.